CUAGAUAAGAAAUUGAAAUCUUGUAGAUGUGGUUAUGUGUUUUGAUUCUGAGGUUUGUGAUUUUAAAUUUCAUUUGUCAAUUAUUUGGUUCACAAAAUUUUCUUCAAUUGAAUUCAGAUCCUCUUAACCCUUGUUAAGGUUUAUUUUGUGCAAGGAGAAUUUAUUUUCUCUUAACUUUAAAUAAGGUAGAAAUGGUUGUUAAAAUUAAGUGUUAAUUCUUCAUAUUUUGAACACCUUAAACACCUAAGAAUUGUUUAAUUUUAAAAUUUUCUUAUUUCCUUUUAAGUAGUAAGUGUCUAUUGUUGGAUCUUAGUACUGCUCCUUGAAACCGUCUACUAAUGACGGGCAGCAGAGCCAUGUAAGAAAAUUAAAAAGCAUCUUUAUAUAGGUGAGGAAUAGGUUCAUUUCAAAUGGCCAUGUCUUGAAUUUCCUUGCUCCCUGCACAUAACUCAGUGGCUAAAAUUGUAUCAUCUCAAAUAGUAAUUUUUGGUUGCAACCAAACUGUAGAGAGAUUUGAUCAUAUUUAAUUAAUGAUUUUGGUUGAAUUAUCUCACAUGGUAAAUUUUGUAGAGAGAUUUGAUCAUAUUUAAUUAAUGAUUUUGGUUGAAUUAUCUCACAUGGUAAAUUUUGAACUUUAAUUCCAGCAUUGAGGUGGUACAUGGAGAAAUUACUCAUUCUAUUAUGUUGUCAAUGUGACAUUUGAAUCAACUGUGAAUGGUGCAUCUACCAGUAACCAUACAAACACUAGUGGCUUAUCAAUGAUUUCCAAAUAUUACAACACACAUAACUAAUAAUUAAAUGGAAGCAAAAGAUAAUUUAUAAUUGUGUUAUAUAUUUAUUGAAAUAAAUUUGAUAGUUUCCAAUUUCAAUAUAAUUGUUUUUGUAAUUACAUGUUAUAAAUAAAGACUUCAAAUUACUGAAGGCAUCUGUACUUAAUUAGUUUAAAAAACCGGAGAUGAACAAGACUCUCACUAUCAGAACCAAGAACUUCAUGACAAACAAGCUCCUCAAGAAUUUUUUUUGGGUUAUAUUGUAGUAGUCUUGUAGCUUUCUAGUUGUCUUUUGUAAAACUUUUAUAUGUAGAAAUUGAGUACUAACAGUGACUAAUUGGUUUAUCAUUUUAUAGGGUAAAAAGAAUUAAUGUUUUAUUUACAUACUAGAGAUUCUAUUACAUUUAUAUUAUUUUAUGAGGUUGUUAUAGGUUUGGGUAAUUAUUAAUAUUAUCCCAAUAACAAUCAGUUUUCCUCAUGUCUUUUAUUCCAGUCCCAACGUAUCGAUAAGACAAAUGACAGAACAUUCAAUGAUAUGUUCUUUGAUAGAGGAGUUUACCAGAAGCAGUUUCCAAAUUCCAAUUGAACAGUCUUUGAGUCCAUAUUAGCUUUAAGGUUUAAACUCUAAAACUCCAUAGAAUCUCUAGUAUGUAAAUUGAAUGUUGGCCCAUCAGAGAUUUUUGUUAUUCAGCACAUCAAAAAAGUAACAUGGGCCAAGGGGGUGUAUGCGCAGUAAAUCGUUGUAGGCCCAAGGAGUUUCAGUCCAGUUUCCAUUCACAUUUUUUUAUCAGAUUUUCGUUCUUCCAUUUUAAUAAUUGACUUAAAAAUAAAAUAAAAAAUAAAACAAAAAGAGUUGAAACGGUGGCGUUUAGGUCUUGAGUUAUGACCAUUGAGCUUCAGUUCAACCUCGCUUCCUCACUCUCGUUCUAUCCCUUCCCUCUCCCUAUGCGAUUUCCGGCGAACCUCUACGCCGUAGACCACCGCCUCUACCCUUCUAAUCACCGAAACCUAGACACGAACCUACUUCAAUUCUAAGCCUAAACGCGAAUACGAACUCAAAUUUCCGGUCAGGCACGGGAUCAGAAGGUAAAAAUUGGAAACCCUAGGUAUCGGUACUCCCGGAUUCAAGCGUGAUUAUACGAAAUUGAAGCAAGCAAGAUCCUAUAUCAAUCAUAGAAGCAAGGAUACGAGUUUGAAGCGUAUAAAAAGAACCUGUUCAGGCGGCCUGAGCUCCCGGUGCGGUGGCGGAGAUUCCCGACCACCGCGAAAUCCAGAGUUUGUCACAGAGAGAAGAGAAUGAACAAAGGUGGACCAGGCGGCAGUGGGCCCACUACGGCAGCGGCUGCAGCUGCGGCUCAGAAGCAGAAGACAUUGUUGCAGAGAGUGGAAGGUGAUAUUGCCAACAUUGUUGACAAUUUCAGCCAACUUGUCAAUGUUGCCAGGGUAAAUGAUCCACCUGUUAGGAAUUCACAAGAGGCUUUUAUGAUGGAAAUGCGAGCUGCUAGGAUGGUCCAAGCUGCUGACUCUCUACUUAAAUUGGUGUCAGAGCUGAAGCAGACUGCAAUAUUUUCAGGAUUUGCUUCUCUUAAUGACCAUGUAGAACAAAGAAAGGUUGAGUUUAACCAACUGGCAGAAAAAACAGACCACACACUGUCUAGGAUUGGAGAGGAAGCUGCAGCUAGCCUUAAAGAACUCGAAUCCCAUUAUUCUUCUUCUGCGCAAAAGACUAUUCAAGAUAUACAACAACCAUAAUUGAGACUCUAUCAAUGCUGCAUGCACAUGUCAUUAAAUCUAAGAUAUCAUUAGCAUAGAAAGUAGAUUGUAUUUUUUGCUCUUUCUUUUGGAAAGUGAGUCUUGACACAAUGGUUAGAGCUGUCUGUGUGACGAGGAGGUUGUAGGAUCAAGUUGUGGAAUCAGAUUUUUGCAAAUAUAAGACAAGGCUGCCUUACAACAUAUUUUCAAUGGGAUUUGCAAUAGAGUUAAAAUUUA
Messenger RNA from Vicia villosa (hairy vetch), 2759 nucleotides. RefSeq names its product mediator of RNA polymerase II transcription subunit 22a-like. The coding region runs from base 2067 to 2522 and encodes 151 amino acids. The record is from RefSeq and is a predicted model, not a curated record. Gene Ontology annotation, biological process: regulation of transcription by RNA polymerase II. NCBI's taxonomy places the organism in Eukaryota, Viridiplantae, Streptophyta, Magnoliopsida, Fabales, Fabaceae. The transcript is spliced from 4 exons. Gene Ontology annotation, molecular function: transcription coregulator activity. Gene Ontology annotation, cellular component: mediator complex.